AUGCCACCAGGUCCAACACCGCUCCCCUUUAUUGGAAACCUGAAUAUUUUGAACCUGAAAAGGCCUUUCCAGUCCCUUAUGAAGCUUUCUGAGAAGUAUGGAGAAGUAUUUACUGUCCACUUUGGCCCUAAGAAGAUGGUGGUGCUUGCAGGGUACAAGGCUGUGAGGGAUGCUCUCGUUACACAGGCAGAUGACUUUGGAGAAAGAGCAGAAAUGCCAAUAUUUAAAAAACUGACACAUGGAAAUGGCAUUGUGUUCAGUAAUGGGGAAUCCUGGAAAGUAAUUCGAAGAUUUACACUUUCGACUCUCCGAGAUUUUGGCAUGGGCAAGAAAACAAUUGAGACCAGGAUCCAAGAUGAACUCCGUCCUCUCAUCAAGCAGUUCAAGUCACACACUGGCAAACCUUUUGAUCCAAAGAUUAUAUUAAACAGUGCUGUCUCUAACGUAAUCUGCUCCAUUAUAUUUGGGAAGAGGUUUGAGUAUAAUGACACAACCUUUCUCACUCUGCUCCAGUUACUGAAUGAAAAUGCAAGACUUUUUGGAACCCCACCGCUGCUGCUUUUUAAUUUUUACCCUUUCCUUGGCUCCAUUCUUGGGGCACAUAACAGAGUCCUGAGCAAUACAGAGCGCCUGAAGCAUUUCUUUACGAAAUACAUCAAAGAACACAGAGUGGAAUUUAGUGCCAAUAAUAUCACUGGUUUCAUUGACGCAUAUCUCCUGAAACAGGAACAGGAAUCCUCAAAUGCAGGAACUCACUUCCACGAUGAAAACCUUGUCUACUGUGUACUGGACCUUUUUGCGGCUGGUACUGAGACAUCAUCUACAACUUUACGGUGGGGUCUCUUACUGAUGAUGAAGUAUCCAGAGAUUCAAAAAAGAAUCCAAAAGGAAAUAAAGGAAGUUGUGAGACCAGGGCAGUUACCGAAGGUGGAAGAUCGGAGGAAUAUGCCUUAUACUGAUGCAGUGAUUCACGAAAUACAAAGAUUUGCUAACAUUGUCCCCAUGAACGUGUCCCGGGCAACUGUCAGGGAUGUGAAUUUCCGCGGCUUUCUUAUCCCAAGGGGGACUGAAGUCAUUCCUAUGCUUACAUCUGUUCUGUAUGACAAAUAUCAUUGGAAAACACCCCAUGAAUUUAACCCCCAACAUUUCCUGGAUGAAAAUGGUAAAUUUGUGCAAAAGGAUGCCUUCAUGCCAUUCUCUACAGGAAGAAGAGCCUGUGUUGGGGAAAGCUUGGCCAAGAUGGAACUAUUCUUGUUUUUCACAGGUCUGCUCCAAAAUUUCACUUUUUCCCCACCUGCAGGAGUAUCUGGGGCAGACUUGGAUCUCACCCCUGAUAUUGGGUUUGUUUUAAGCCCUCUUCCUUUCAUGAUGUGUGCCAUUCCCAACAAAUAA
Xenopus laevis (African clawed frog) is the source of this 1392-nucleotide messenger RNA. It is a transcript of the gene cyp2w1.L, whose product is annotated as cytochrome P450 family 2 subfamily W member 1 L homeolog. The transcript has 9 exons. Bases 1 to 1392 code for a protein of 463 amino acids. NCBI's taxonomy places the organism in Eukaryota, Metazoa, Chordata, Amphibia, Anura, Pipidae. The record is from RefSeq and is a predicted model, not a curated record.